UUUCCGUGUGACGGUUUAGUCGUUGUCACAUCAUGGAAGAGAUAUGUUUUAAGUUAGAACUCUGUUAAUUUUAAAAUAUCAAAAUUUAAUAAGCGUCUCCUAUUACUUCAAGCGCUACUUUUGGCAAUCUGCAGCCGACAGUGACAUCUGCAUUUCGUUUCUAGGGCAACUGAAACGCUGUUAAAAAAACUAAACAAAAAAUGGUCGACAUUACCGCUAAGUUAUUUUGGUACCGUAGUAAGGAGUGGUAUCAGAUCAUGGCGGACAAGUUGACUGAUUUUGUAUAUACAGAUGAGUCUAAGGAAACAAUUGAUGUGAUUAAUUUAUUGUUAUUAGGAUGGAUAUUGUUAGGAUUAAUUGUGUAUAUUGUUGGAAACAUUGUUGCUUCUUAUUUACGAAAACGACAAAGCACAAUUCCCGUUCCAAAACACGAAACAGCAGACGAAAUUUUGAAAACGAAAGAGCAUGUGUCAAGUGAAAGUGAGGUAAAAUCAAAUCUAGAGGAUAUUCUUCGAGAUCAAGAAAUACCUAAAAAAUCUUAUGAAAUCCCAGUAUGUGAAGGAGAUGAUCAAGAAGUUGCGGAGUGGAUUAAUAAUGUUUUUUCAUGGAUAUACAAGCAAAGAGUUAUAUCUCCUGUGAUUGAUGCCUGGAUUUCGGCUUUAAAUGCUCGAACAAGAUUAUCAUCAACUGAGCAUGGAAUUUUGGUAGAUUUCAAAGAUCUUCAUGCAGUAAAUCCUCCACGAAUAACAGAAGUUCGACAAUCAAGUAAUUACAAGAGUGAUAUAAAUCUAGGUGCUGAAAUGGAAGUUGAAGAUCUUUCAUUUGAAGUUGUUGUUACACAGUUUAAAGAGAAGGAUAAAAUUAUUGUACCUUUUAACUUGAAUGUACAGAGAAUGAUUGGAAGAGUUGUUAUUGAAUGCACACCAGAAGAUUUGACAUUUGUUGUAAAAUAUUCUGAAACGCCACAAAUUCAGUUGUCAUCUGAAUUAUCCAAAGAUCAUGAGAUGUCACCAGAAGAUUGUCAACCCUUAAGUGAUUUAGUAAAUGAAAUUACAGUUGAAGCUUUAUCAUCAGUAAUUGUUCCUCUGAGAUUCAAUUGCUUUCCUGCUUGCCCAAGACUUUUGCUCAAAACUCAUUCGGAAGAUGACGUGUUUGAAGCUGCUGAGGAGGAAACUGAGAAGCAGCUGUUGGUUAAAAUAAUCAAAGCAUCAAAGCUAGGUGGAAGCAAAGGUUGCUCAAAACCUUACUGUGUUGUGGAAAUGGAUGAACCUCCACAAAAGUUUGAGACAAAGGUUGCAGAUGGAACUGACAGUCCUUUUUGGGAUGAAUCAUUUAAGUUCAUCGUUAAGGAUUCUGCUGAAUUGCUUUUUGAAAUUUAUGAUAAAGAUAAACCGUCCACUGAUAACUUUCUGGGUUUGGGAAUUGUUGGUAUGGAUGAACUGGAGAAAAAUCCUAGUCAACGACAAAUAAUACCUUUACAAUCAAGACCUUUAGAGGAAGAUGAUGUUACAGGCUCUUUGACAGCAGAGUUUGUCUUUCUGAACCAAUCAACUCCAGUUGUAGAAACAACUCACUUAGCCCAGCAUAUUACUAAAGAAAAUGGAUAUUCAAAUUCAGGCAAAACUGUUGAAACCAAUAGCAGAGUUACUGCUGGUGGCACUGUAAUCACCACAACAACAAUUAAAAGGACUAAAGAAGAGCCUAGCAAUAGACUGGAGCCAAAGCAUGAUCUGAAUGCUUACUCUAAUUCUGUCCAUUCUGCUGAUCCUAACUUGCACAAAGUUGAAGAGGUGCUAGAUCAAAAUAAGAGGGAAAAUACACCUAAUGCUUUCUCUGAACAACUUGCUAAAAAUGGUGACUGUAAAUUGUUGAAUGGCACUUUAGCCAAAAGUGAUCUUGCUAAUGUAUCAGUUCUCCCACAGUCAGAUUCAAAUAAAAUCUUAGACUCUAAUUAUGUGCCGCUAAUUGAAACUGAUAAAAAUCAAAAGAAGUCAGCAAGUUUUGAGGAAAAUUCUGUGUUAUCACCUCAUGUUGACUCUAAAUUAAAAUUUGAAAGUCUCGAGGCAGAAGAUCUGUCUCAAGAGCCAUCAGAUUUGAGCAAAAUCAUAUCUGAAUCUACUGGAGCUAAUUCCUUGCAGCUGAUUGAGCCAGGCUUGAAACAUAUUAAGGCAGAAAUCUCCGAAAUGCAGCAUGAAAAUACAAAUAUUCCUGAUCCAGCUUAUUCUUUGCCUUUGAAUAUAAAUGAAAAUGUAGAACUAGUUGAUGUGCAUGUUUUAGAAAAUAAGCCUAAAUUAGAAAAUUCACAUGAAGCAGUGCAUGUGCAUGUACUCCCCCCCAUUCCCACCCUUGUUAUUGAAGCUCCUCUUAAUAAUGAAUCCAACGAAAUUAUUGAGAAUAAAUCUCAUGAUUUUAAAGAUCCUGACAGCGAAAUUGCUUCUCUGCCUUCAAUAGCAGAAAGUGAUGAGGUUAGUUCCUUGCCUUCAAAUGGCAUUGAAAAAGCAAAGGAUGCUGAAACUGAUGUGCCAGGAACAGCCUUGAAAGAAUUAGAGAAACAUAGUACACCUACUGCUACUAGUAAAAGCACUUUAAUCAUUCACAGUGUUCAAAGACCUGAGAAUUCUGUAUCAGAAAGUCUUGAAGCAUCUCCUGCCAGUCAUGCAUCAAAAGAUUCCCAUACUUCAUACUCAGAAAGUGCCCCAACUUCUCCUUCACUUGGAAAGGCUAAUGGAGAUAGGUCUCGACCAAAAGAAAAGAAAACAUUGAUGGGAACCUUACGUAGGAGAUUGAGUUUCCACAAAAAUCGUUCCAAAUCAGCUGAAAAUCGGUUUGAAUCUGCUUCUAGUUAUAGUCAAGCAAGUAGCCGCAGCACUUCUGCUGACCGUGGGAGGCAGCCUUCUGCACAAAAACUGUCUCCUUUCAAAGGAAAAUUUUUGGGACAAUUUUUAACUGUUCCAGGCAGCACUCGUAGCAGUCUUAGUGAAGCUUCGGGGAUAAGUGCCUCUUCCACUCGAACUUACAUAAAUGAAAAUUCAACACUUGUUAUUGAAACGAAUGAAAAUGGUAUUAUAAAGCGUUACCUCAUUCCAAACUCUCUGGUUCAUCGAAGCAAGUGGAAGAAACGAGGCACCAAACUUCACAUCUUUAAUGAUCAUGUGUUCCUUGCCAAGCAUCUUUCAGGGUCUACAACGUGUCAAGUAUGUCAGAAGCAAUUAACAAGGCGGCCAGGCAAGCAAGGUUAUGAAUGUAGAGGAUGUAAUCUCCAGUGCCAUAAAAGCUGCCAUGUCAAAGUGGAAAGUUAUUGUUCAAACAGUACCAUAAAUUCCAUGGAAGUUGAAUACAUUCAUGAUCCAAAGGGAGCCUCUCCAAAAUCUAUAUAACUUCUGAUAUUCAAAUUUCCAAAAAGGUCCAGAACUAAUAGCUUUGCUAUUUAGAGCCAUAGACUGUUGUAAGAUUUCUUUAUGAAGCAAAAUGCUUUGGUGGAACAUUGGGGAAAUAUUUUAGAGUGUUUAUUCUUCAAUGACAAGCCACCAUCUCUGUGGUAUAAUGUUGUUCACAUUUUUGUAUGCCUACAAGUUGCUUGGUCUGCUGUACAGGAAAUAUUUUUUGCAUCACUCUGUCUAGUUGGAAUUGCCCUUCCUCAAAAAUUGUUAACUGUUGGAAUAUGAAUUCAUGUAAUUAAUGGGGGAAAUAUAUAUUUAUUAGAAGAAAAGUGACACCAUACACAAAAUUUUGUGACUGCAAGGGCAUUUCACUUUCUUGAAAUAAAAUUUACUUAAUCUUAUUUUUAAAAUAAUCCCUGUCUUUUCACAUUUAAAAUAUUUUUUAUGUAUAUGAUUUUUUUAUUAAUUAUUUAAAUGUUAUUAAUUAAGGAUAAAUUAGAAAAUGGUGUAUUAAUUUUCAAAAGUUUUGCCACUCCUUUACUUUUUUAAUUCCAUUGUUAUUUAUUGCAAUGUUAUUUAUUCCGGUUUAAUAACAUUUCAGUAUAUUUUGUUUUUAAAAAAAAGAAUCAAUCUAUUUGAAUUUAUAAAAUAACUUAGAAAAAACAAAUCUGAUUUGUUUUGUGUACCUUCCUAUUAUAUAUGAAGUUAUAACUACAAAUUAUAUCUCUUAUAAAGAAGAAUAUUGCCUAGAUUCUUUUUUUUAAAAAUGGGACUUUUUUUUUAAAUGGGAUCUUAAAAAAAAAAAAAAAAAAAUCAGCAUGAAACUUAAAAAUUGCAAUCAUUACUAUAAGCAUUUUACUUUUUUAUGGAUGAUUUACUGUUAAGAUUUUAAGGAUUUCAUAUAUCAAAAACUGAAUCAUAAAGAAGGGAAACGGUUAUGCUGCAAGAAAUAUUUCCUGAAAAGUAAAGUAUGAAAAAAGUGCUUUUAUGUACUAAUGUUGAUGUAUGUGAUAAAAAAUCAUUUCGUCUUCUUUUUUUUUCUAUAUAAGAAAAGGGUUCCUAGAGUAUUUUUAAUGAAUCAUUUGCCAUUUGGUUGUUGAUUAAAUGUAUUAAUGCAAGUUCACAGCAUUACAGUACAGUAUUUGAGACUGAAGAUUCUUCUUUCGUUUGCAUUGGUUAAGUUCUGUUUGUAUUUGAUUUUUUUUUGUAGAAUUUUAAAAUUAUAUUUUGGCAACUCAUUUUUCAAAUUAUAUUAAAUACUAAUUCAUAAAUUAUGAUUUUUAGAAAUAUGUUAUUUUAAUAUUAUAUUUGAUGUUAUUAAAUUGCUUUAUAAUUUGUUCUUUUGUGUUUUAAUUUUAAAGUUUAUUGAAUAUGUUGUUGACAAUCGCUAAUUCAGUGUUAAAUGUUUAGAGUGUGUUCCUGUAUUUUUCUAGAGAACUGAAUAGAAACCAGUGAUAUUAUAAAAAUCAAUCUUUAUAAUUUUUUCUUAUAUGUUAAUUUUAUGGUAAAAUGUAAUGUUGAAGCAUUGCUUAUACUCGUUGUCGAAGCUUAUAUUGAGAAAAAAAGUUGUCUUUCUCUGCAAAAGUAACUGUACAAAAAAGUUAUAGAAAGCUUAUGAUAAAAUGCCAAUCAAAGUGAGAAUUCUAAUUCAAAUAAUUCCUCUGCCUUGUAGUACAACUUGCCAUUUUCUAACUUCCAAAGUGUAUUCAUUCUUAAAUAGAUUUUAUUUAUUUUAGAAAUUUUUACGAAAACAUUCAUUUCUGACCUUUUUUUUAAAAACAUUUUUCAUAUUCCUAAUCACGUUUUUUUCGAAAAUAUCAAAUAAUUUAUAUUUACUUUGUUGUAUAUGUACUUAUAAAUAGUAGAGCUUCUGCAAUACAUAUUUGUUGUUACUUAAAAGGUUAUAUGUUUUUAUUAUUAUUUUUAUUUGAUUAUAUGUACUAAUACUCAACCAUUCUAGCUCUAAACCUCUUCUACGUCAUAAAGAUGAAACUUCAUCUUAGAAGUUUAAUAUUAUCUAGGAUAUGAGCAGCUGUCAUUUCAAUACUACUGUAUGCAAUUCACAAUCUUUUAUAGUUCUAAGCAAUUUGUUUGUGAAGAACUACUCUUCCUUAAAUCUAUACAAAUAUGGAAGCAUUUUAUAGAAAAAUGUCUAAUUCCUUUUACAAAUUGUUUGCCAUAGUUUCUUUGAAAUAUUUCACUAAAACGUUUAUAAAAUGUGCAUGUAAUAUCUGUUAAACCUAAUAUGUCUUUGUGAAUCCUAUAGUCAUUAAUUACUCAAUUUGACAAGCUGAGUGAAUGAAUUACAUCUCGGUUGAAUGACUUGAAACAAAUUUUCUCUCUUAAAGUUUUAGAAAAAUCUUUGUAAAAUUAAGCAUUUUUUUUUAAUAUAGAGUUUUUCCCUACAAAAUAUCUAUUUCUUAUGUCUUGUUAUACAAAAAUAAUCUGUUUAGCUAAAGUUGUUUGAAGUGCAUUGCCUAUAAAACAAAAACGCCAAUUUCUCUAAAAAAACUCCACAUUAUGUGAAGGUGCUCUUAGCAGCAUCUUUAUUUUAUGUGGUCUGUAAAACUGCUUAAUGCAACUCAUUACUGUUUUAUUCACAAGUUUUGUAUUGUUGCAUUAAUGCCUAAAUUGCUUUUAAAUACAUUCGGACCAAAUUCAUGAUUAUUUAACCAGAUGUAAUGAUAAAUUCUAAUGCUCUCUAAUAAUUGCCAACUUGAGUUAUCAAAAACUAUAAAGUUUGUUUUUUACAAAUAAAAAUACAUGCAUCUUCCAAAUAAGAAAGUUCUUCCAUUAUUUAUAAUGUUAAAAUUUAACUACUAAUAUAUUACUACAUUUUAGUUAACAUAUUAAUAUAAUCAAUGCUUUCAUUGUUUUUCUCAUUUGUUCUAAAAAUAAAAAUUUUCAGGCACUAAGAUUAAACCAAGCUGUGUAUCAUAAGCAAUGAUUUGAUGUCCACUAAAAAUGCUGAAGCUCUGCUCUUUAAUCAUUGUUGUACUUAACUUGUUUGAUGUAGAUUAUUUACAUUCUUUAAAAAACAUUUGUGAUUUGGUUAUAGUCAUUAGGCUUGGUGACUAUUCAUAACUUAUGGCUGUACAUGUUCUCUCAUGUGUCGAGAUUCCCUGUGGAUUAUGAAAUUGAAAAAUCAAUACGAUGUGAUCUCUAUUUAAAAUAUUUAUUAUAGUUUUAGUGCAGAAAAUUUGAACUCAUUGGGCUUUGAUUGCAUGCCAUUUAUCGGUGAUUCUUAAAUGUCCCAUCUCAAGCUCUGAUAUUUUUUGUUCCAUAAAUUCCAUUCAAUAUGUGUAGUUUAGAAAUUUAAAUGCAUUGUUAGUAAACAAAAAAACAAAAUAAAAAUGGAAUUUACUCACCACUGAUUAUGAAAAUCCUUAUGGUGAAAUAAUUUAAUUGAGCAUUAUUGUAAGGAGACAAAAAAUUAUUUUACACCUUAUUUCUUAGUGCUGAAUUUGCAUAUUUAUCAUAUAAUUAUUAUGAUUGUGUAAAUUUUAAAUUUACUUUUAAACAAAUUUAAUUUGCAUUUAACUCCUUACAUUGUCUGAGUAUAAUUAAAGCUACUUAUAUUUUGAUGUCUCACCUUUUAUGAAGUAUAUUGCAAUCAGUUUAAUCAUAGGAUAUUUUAUAUGAAUACUAGAUGACUUAUGUAAAAUUGUGUUUUAUUUAUCUUCUAUUACAUAAUACAAAAAAUAUAGUUCCAAAAAGUUGGUUACUGAUAGGGGAUCUCAAAAUUCACAUGCAUUUGUACUUAAUGUUGUUGAAAUAUUAAAUUUUCAACAGCAAAUCAAAUGUUUUAUGUUUUUAGUAUUUUAAAUAUGCAUGGUUUAAAAUGUAUUGGACUUUAAACUGAAAAUGAAUUCCCUCAAUAUUUUAUAUAUAAAGUCUGUAUCAAUUCAAUGUAAUUAAAAUUUUGUGGUGAAUAUAUUAUUGGAAAUAAGACAAAAUUUGUUUUAUAUUCAUUUCUGAUCAGUUUUAAUGCUACUUCUGACUAUCCAAGCCACGUUUAUUCAAGAAUUCUUUUUUUUUUAAUGAAUUAGUAUAUGUUAAUUUUUAAUUACUUGUAUUUUGUUAAAUAUGUAUUUAUUAAAUAAUGAACAGGAAAAUCCAAAACUAAUUUUUUUCAUUAGUUGAUUUUAAUUGAAUGUAACAUUUGCCUUUACUUUACUAGCACAUUCUUAUGUAGUUCAAAACAUCAGAGUAAAAAGGAAGAAUCUGAAGAAAGUACAUCUGUCAGUUGAAAUUUAAGAGGCAGAAUUAAAACAUUUAGGUUGUGGAACGUUUUCAAUGGAAUAAACUAUAAUAGGCAAAGUUUCACGUUUCUUGAAACAUUAACAAUGAGGAGGUAACGAAACUAGUAAAAUGUAGAGACUUAAUAAGAAAUUAUUUUAAACUACUUGCAGUAAUAUUUUCAAAUGAAAGCGGUGGGUUGGAGGGAAAAAGAAAUAAGCAGAAUAAAACAUUACAUGUUAAUGCUUCAUAAAAAAGAUUUAUCUUUUUUAAAAAAACUUCCUUUCUCUAAAAUUGUGAUGAAUAAUUUAAAAAUUACCCCCUUCCCCUAAUUAACUUUUUUUUACAAUUAGUAUGAACUUGGAUAGUCAAGACAUCUCUAUAAUUAAAAUUAUAAAAUCUGAAUCAUUCCUUUUUAGAGUCCUGUAAAAUGUACUACAGAAAAUAAAUAAUAUAUGUCAAAAAUUGUUUGAUUUUUUUUUUUUCCUUAUAUAUGAUUAUUGUUGUUUCUGUCUGUGCAUCUGCUAUUACUGUAGUACUUCUCAUGAAACAAUAAAUAUUGUUUUGUUA
Molecule: messenger RNA, 8189 nt
Organism: Argiope bruennichi
Lineage: Eukaryota; Metazoa; Arthropoda; Arachnida; Araneae; Araneidae
Exons: 20
Coding region: 201-3377 (1058 amino acids)
Source: RefSeq, a predicted model, not a curated record